CCUCGCCAGGAGAACAUGCAGCUGCACCAGGGGCUCCUGCUGGCCGCCGUCCUGAGCCUGCCACUGGGUGAGUCCGGGGCUGGUCCACCUGCUCUCGCCCAACCCCUGUCCCCCAGCCCUGGGCUGCGAUGCCACCUUGGAGAACCCGUUCCUGUCCUCCCACCAGCUGUCAGUGGCAGCUGUCCUCCCAAGGCCUCCUGCAAUCCCACAGGCCCGUCCAGCUCAGCCCCAGCCCCCGCACUGACCCCCACACUUCUCAGGGUGCACAGCCCUUGGCUCAAACCUCCCUUCCUCUCCCGAGACCCCCUCCGUCCACAAUGGCUCCCUCCCACGCGCACCUUUGCCCGCGCGCUCUGAAUGUGCCCCUCCAGCCCUCCUGGGCCUGGCCUCCGGCUGGCUUGUCUCCCUGGACUCCCUCCUCCCUCCCCCAGGAAAACCAGGUCCCUCUGCUCGCCGGUCUGCAGUCCCGCCUCCUGAGUCCUCUCCUCUGCCCCCUGUUUCCCUGGGCGAUUUUACCCACUCCCCAUCCCCAACCCUCGCCCCCACAGUGCCCGAGUCCGCUACGGCUGGCCCCAUCCCCCCAACUUCAGAUCCCUUGGCCCAGGGCCUUCCUGGGGGACCCACAGGGUGACCCCUCAGCACAGCCGUGCACACCUGGCCUUGGCAUCCCCAGCAGGGCCGGGCACUCUCUCUUGGCAAGGCAUCUUCUCCCCCACCCUGAGGCCUCAACAAAACCAGCUGGCCCCUUGAUCUUCCCACCACCCCACCCGGAAACCCAGCCCAGCUCCCCAGGGGCCGAGCUCUGCUUCCCUGGCAUCGGGUGGGAGGUCUUGGGCAGCCCGAUCCCCCCAGGCCCUGCGUGAGCAGGCAGCGGAUGUCAGAGUCCCUGAGCGGGCUCAGGUGCCUCGCAUACCUCCAGUCUCCGUCCCCAGGGGCGCCCUCCUGGCCUAUGAGAGGCUGAGCCACUGCUCUGAGGACUGCCGCAGGGUCAGGAGGGGAGACCGGCUCUGUGCGGAAGGUCCCAGAUGCACUGGGGGAACUUGGGGGCUCAGGGUGACCUGGAGAAAGCCUUUAUCACCAUCAGGGCUGGACACGUGGUCGUGUGGCCACCAGGGCCGGGAGCGGCACAUCACAGGAGGCUCCGCCUGGAUGCCCCGUGCCCACGGACUCCCCUCGGACCCAGAGGCCCCUCCCUGCUGAAAUCCCACCUGCCCCUCGAGGAACAAGCCCAGGCUGUCUCACUGCUCUUCCAGCUGGAGGACGGGGGAGCCUCUCUCAGGGGCACCCACAUCCCCCGUCGUUGCUUGGUGUCUGCUCUCUGCCACCCACGGACGGCACGAUCUCCCUGAGGGGCCAGCCUGCUUCAGAGCCAGCACAGGGGUCCCCAGAGGGGGAGACCCGCCACCAGCCACGCAGCGGCAGCCGGAGCCCAUCCCACCGCCCCGUUUUCCCUCCAGCUUUUCCUGCCCCUUCCCUCACCUGCCGAUCCCCCCACUUCCUUCUCACUCCUUCCCCUCCUUCUUUCCUCUCCUCCUCCCGCCUCUUCUCCCCCCAACAUCCCCGCCCUGCCUCCCUCCUCUCUCCCCGUGUGUCAGGCACCAGUCUGAACACUGUCCCUGUGUCCCCUCAGUCACCAUCGAGCAGCCUUUCCUGUUUGAAGCUAAAAUUUUCUCUGCCUCCCUCAGAAUCUCAUUGAUGAAAAUGAAAACCCUCUGAUAAGGGACAGAAUUAUUUUUCUUGAUGACCCAGGCUGAACACCCCCACCCCCGGAAUUCAUUCAUCCUGCAAGCCUCUCCUGGGCCCCAUUGCAUGCAGGGGAGGGAGCACUGAGGAGUGGGUAGAACCCCCCACCCUGCCUCAGAGGCCCUCAUGCUUGGGUGGGGGUGAGGAGGGAGCCCUGAGCACAGUCACAUGCAACAGCUGGGGCAGGACGAUGCAGCUCACGUUGGGUGUGUCAGAGUUGGGUCUGUUUACUCUGCCCUGGAAACCUAUGAGGCCUUUCUGGAGGAGGUGGCAUUUACACUAGGGCUUGUUUGCUCAGUGGGCAGAAGGAGCAGCAAGUUUGAAGCCAGGGAGGCGUUGGGAGGGUGGGUGUGUGCAGGGGGGCAGGCAGGGGCUGGUUCUCUCCAUGGCACCCUUGGGCACACAUAUCCUCACCUCUUCCUUCCGGUGCCCCAGCCUCCUGCCUGUCUUCCCUGCUACCCCUCACCCCAACCAGCUGUGGUCUGUGAGAGCCAGUGUCCGGCAGAGCAUGUCCGGCUUAUUGGCUGUCACUAGGUUGGAUGUGACAGCCAAGGGGAGCUUCAAGCCACUUUGGUGGGAAGCGGCAGGGCGGGGCUUGGAGGCAGCUGUCACCACGUUUCUUGCUGGAAGGUGUGGUCUCAGCUUGCUCUCUGGGGCUGGCAGAGGGACCAAAGCUGAUGGCAGCUGCCAGCCGUGGUGGAAACUUCCCGUCUGUGUCACCCUCUCCGUGGUGCCUCGGUGGGGGAUUCCACCCUCAGGACCCAGGGGCGACCGGAGGACUCUGGCAGGGCCUGGCAUGCGCUGAGGUCUGAGUCGGCUCAGCGCCGGUGCGUGCAGUGCCACGCGGACCGGAACCCGGGCGUGGAGCUGGGCUGACUGCGGCCGACGCCGGCCCUUCUCCACCUUUGGCAACCGUGAGGCGGGGGCAGCCCGGCAGAGAGGGGACAGGGCGUCCCGAGGCUGGGCUGCCUGGGCAGCGCUCGAGAGGAAGCCGGGGCCCACGCCCGCCGAUGUCCGUGACACAGUAGCCCUCACGUCCCAUGGUCACGCCGUCCGCCCCGCCACCCUGCAGGCUCUAUGCAGAGGGAGCAGGCCCAGGGCCAGCAGGCAUUAGCGACUCUGUUUACCCAGUCCUGGCUCAAGCCAUGUGGUGUCACCAGUGCCAGGGCUUCGGAGGGUGCUCCCGCGAGUUCAGAUGCCCCAGGGACUCCACACACUGCGUCACUACUGCCACCCGGGGCCUGAACAACCCCGGGGACUUGCCUCUGGUCACCAAGUCGUGCCACAGGGGCUGCCCCGAUAUUCGCGGCCUGGGCCUGGGCCCCUAUGUGUCCAUCGCUUGCUGCCAGUCCAACCUCUGCAACCAACAGUGACGGCCGCCCUCCUCCAGGACCUGGAUGCUCCGCCCCACAGCCCCACCCCAGGCCUGGCGCUCAGGGCCACCCUCCCUCGAGCCUGGCCAGACCACACUCCCGGCCUCUGCAGUCACCAUCCAGCACCCGCUGUCCUCGGGAAGUCCUUCAUGGAGUCCUGCUUAAG
Molecule: messenger RNA, 3282 nt
Organism: Saimiri boliviensis boliviensis (Bolivian squirrel monkey)
Lineage: Eukaryota; Metazoa; Chordata; Mammalia; Primates; Cebidae
Gene: SLURP2
Product: secreted LY6/PLAUR domain containing 2
Cellular component (GO): plasma membrane
Source: RefSeq, a predicted model, not a curated record